This is a messenger RNA of Humulus lupulus (European hop), 993 nucleotides long. RefSeq lists its product as uncharacterized. The coding region runs from base 1 to 993 and encodes 330 amino acids. The transcript has a single exon. NCBI's taxonomy places the organism in Eukaryota, Viridiplantae, Streptophyta, Magnoliopsida, Rosales, Cannabaceae. Gene Ontology annotation, molecular function: catalytic activity. The record is from RefSeq and is a predicted model, not a curated record.
AUGGGGUCUCUAUACCUUAAUAUGUUUAGGGGAUGGUGCUUUACUACUAAUUUAAUGCAGCAUCCUAAUGGGAGAAUAGUAGUAGCUUGGAACCCACUGAGUUAUGAUGUGGAUAUUAGAGGGAGCUCGAGCCAAUGGAUGCAUUUUGCUGUCUCAGCCAAAAAUGGUGUUCAGUUGGCCAUUACAGUGGUUUAUGCUUUUAAUGAUAAGUCAGGUAGGAAGAGGCUUUGGGAGGAUUUGGAAAACAUGGCUCAUAGUAUUACUGACCCCUGGAUAGUUAUGGGAGACUUCAAUGCAAUUUUAUCGCCUGAAGAUCGCUUUCCUUAUCAUGGUAAUGGUUCAGAAUUAAUCCCCUUUCAGCACUGUGUAGAGUACUGCAGGUUAAUUGACAUGAAGUUUUCGGGUACUUUUUUUACUUGGAAUAAUAAACAAGGGGGCAAAGACAGGGUGUACGCUAAACUAGAUAGAGUUUUGGCUAAUGAGAGCUGGAUAGGGAAGUUUCAAACUGCUGAAGUAAUUUUUUUCCCUGAGGGUAGCAUGGAUCACAGUCCGUUUAUGGUCAAUUUUGGUUCUCUUCCUGAGAAUAAAAAACCUUUCAAAUUUUUCAACUUCUGGUGUAAUCUUGAAGGCUUUCACAGGACAGUAGCUGAGUGUUGGAGAAAGGAGGUUCAAGGGACCCCAAUGUAUUGUUUGAUAACAAAGCUUAAAAGGCUUAGAGUAGAGUUGAAAAAACUUAAUAGAGAAGGGAAAGAAGAUGUGUUUAUGCAAGAAGCAACGAAAAAUAAGCUGAUGCUUGAGAUCCAAGAUCAAUUACAAUCUGACCCUGGUAAUAACCAGCUGAUAAAAGAGGAGAUUGCAAGAAGGAAAGAGUAUCAGUCGGCUCACAAAAACCUGGUUCAAUUUCUUAAGCAGAAGGUCAAGGAGGAUUGGCUUAAGCAUGGAGAUGAGAAUACUAAGCUUUUCCAUAACAGCAUUCGGCAUAGGCAUACUUAG